GGCCCAGUAUUAUUUAGUAGAAGGAGUUUCCCCCACUUAUGUAUUCACCCUUGUCUACCGACGGAAAAACAAAAAUAUGCUUUUGUAAUAAGUUAAUCCUUAAUCCAACCCUGGAUGGUGAAUGUAUCCUUCUUUUGCGAAGUCAUCAUUUCACUGUCAGAAUUGACAACUAAUGGUGCUGACUGCCAAAACUUUGUUGGCAUAAUAGUUCGUACCGACCAACAAAGUGUAUUCACAUAGAAGUUACAUACUUGAUCAAGAUUUAUCAUUGAGAUUAUCUCAAAAUGAUCACAUUAUCAUCUCAUAUUUACACCACAAUUUUUCGGGAUGAAGUUCGACUGCUAAAGCUCCUUCCUAACGUUAGUGGAGUUGAUAAUGCGGCCAUUAAAUGCGAUACUUACGUUGUGUCUCUUUCGACUCGCCCGCAGUAUGAAGCACUAUCGUACGUCUGGGGAGGCCAGGGUACUGAAAAGGACACCAUAUGGAUUGCGGGAACGAAGUUCGAAGUUACCAAAAAUUUGCAUAAUGCUCUCUGUAACCUCAGGCUACGAAAUUCAGUUAGGACGUUAUGGAUCGACCAGAUAUGCAUCAAUCAGGAUGACCCGGACGAGAAAUCUUGGCAAGUUCAGAUGAUGCUUGACAUAUAUCGCCUGUCACUUAGAUGUUUAGCCUGGAUGGGGGAGAUCCGAGAUGAUAUUGAAUUGACUGACGCAAAAGCGGGGUUGGAAUUUUGUGAAUACAUGGCGAUUCUAUCAGAAGUUGAAGAUGACAAAGAAGUCCCGGUUCCCACUUUUAUUGCGUCUUUAGAUCAUUUCAAACGCGCCAUGAGGGCGUUAAGGUCUAUUUCUAAUUCUGAAAAUCUGUGGUGGACUCGAAUCUGGACUGUGCAGGAAGCUGUUCUCCCGCCAAAUUUGUGUUUAGUCUGGGGCCCGUUGCAUUUGGAGUGGAAUGUAUUGAGCCAGGCAUCAGAAAAUUGGAUAUCUGGUACUAGACCCACACCUAUUCAUUAUGUCUUGAGUAAAACCAAUCUCGAUUUCUUGGAUGACUUGAUGUGCCAGGUGAUAUGGAUAACCAGCACCAAAUACCAGAGAGACCGAUAUCCUCUCGAUUUGAUGAUAAGAUGGCGUAUGAGAGGGGCAACGGACCCGCGAGACAAAGUUUUUGCGCUUCUGGGUUUGAUAGAAAAGGGACAGCUGCCAAAUAUGGGAGACUGCGAUUACAAAGGUCGAAGUUGCAACGCAUUAUGCGUCAAAUACCAUCGAUUUGAUAUCAUGCGAAUCAGAUUUGCGACCACUUGCCAUGGAACUCCGAAUACUAGAAGAUCCAACACCUGGGAUACCCCAUUGGGCCCUAGACUUGAAAGCCUGUCCAAGUAACAGCGAGGGGUACUACCCAUUGCAUGGAUAUCCUCAUUAUAAUGCAGCAAACGACCGCCCGAUGGACCGGGAGCUCUUGCUGAAUUCCGCUGCAAAGACAAAAAUGGUGCUAUCGCUGAAAGGGAUUCUAGUCGAUACCAUAAAAUUUGUUGAGGGACCACAGUAUGCACCAAGUAAGAAUAUAUCCAAUGAGAAACUCGUUCAGACUUUGUCUACAUGGGCUGUUCUUGCGAACUGCAGCUCUGGAAUUGAUCGGCAGCAGGCUUUUGGUCGGAUGCUCAUUGGAGAUUUUGUCCGGAAUGACCAGGAUUGGGUACUAUCACGAGCCUCCUCUGGUGAUGCUCAUGAUGCUUUUGCAUUUGCUACAAGUGGACGGCCACCUCCCAAUGCUGCUCGACAGACAAUAUGGCGUAUGGUGAAAGAUGCUUCAUUUUUUAUUACAGAAAAAGGCGCAAUAGGACUUGGAAAUCGAGAAACAAAGCCUGGAGACGAGAUUUGGAUAUUCUAUGGAGGGAAAAUGCCAUUUACCAUUAAGAAACGGGUUGAUAACCCAGUUGAAUACGAUUUUAUUGGAAGAUGUUAUGUCGAUGGAAUCAUGUUUGGUGUCACGGCGCCAACUACAUGUUCUGUAGUUGCCUUCGUGCCUUAGGCACGGACUACUAGCGUGCCCUGCUUCCUAUAAGUAGGGCCUCACUCUUCCAUAGCUCUUCCACCCUUAUAAUACAAUAUACA
Molecule: messenger RNA, 2108 nt
Organism: Botrytis cinerea B05.10
Lineage: Eukaryota; Fungi; Ascomycota; Leotiomycetes; Helotiales; Sclerotiniaceae
Exons: 2
Coding region: 285-1376 (363 amino acids)
Source: RefSeq, a predicted model, not a curated record